Molecule: messenger RNA, 3966 nt
Organism: Silurus meridionalis
Lineage: Eukaryota; Metazoa; Chordata; Actinopteri; Siluriformes; Siluridae
Gene: shda
Product: Src homology 2 domain containing transforming protein D, a
Exons: 8
Coding region: 224-1363 (379 amino acids)
Molecular function (GO): phosphotyrosine residue binding
Source: RefSeq, a predicted model, not a curated record
UCUCCAAGUCUCUGCCUAUUGGAUUGGAGCAGCUGCCUGCUGCCAUAGCGCGUUACUCAUUAAACCUGAGGCAGACUUUCACAUCCACUCCGGUUAGAUGGAUAAAUAUAUUUCAUGUAUAGGUCUUUUUCUCAUAACUAUUCAGCACUAAGGAAUUGAAGAAUACAAAGGGACUGGUGUUUGAUGUUCUGAGGCAUCGAUGAAUCGGACACAUUAAAGACCCAUGGCAAAGUGGUUGAAAGAUUAUUUGAAUUUUGGCAGCAGGAAAGGACCUCCGCAGCCGCCCAAGCCCGAUUACACUGAGAGUGAGAUACUUCGUGCGUAUCGUGCCCAGAAGGAGCUGGACUUUGAAGACCCGUAUGAACCCUCAAACCGAGCAAAUAAUGGCUCUGACUCGUUUCCUGCAUUCGGAACUGUUCUGUCCAAUGGCAUGGAGGUCAAGAUGGUCUCCCCUCAGCACCGACUGAUCAAAGUGGAAUCUCAGGAAUUCAAUCGCUGCAAGGUCCCAUUAGGCAUCGUCUCAUUCGAGGAGCCGCAUGUUCCUGUUGUUCCAUCCGCUCCAGCAGUGGGGGACACCGAUUAUUCAGACCCAUUUGAUGCUCGUCCAGACCCACGAGCCCAUCUCGGCUGGGAGUCCGGUUCUGUGGAAAAUAGCAGCAGCUACAUGGAACCGUUUGAAGCCCAGAGAGUCAUCACAGAGCUGCAGCACGGCUCUCGGGGAAGCCCACAGCUCUACGACAGUCCAUAUGAAGAACGCGGACACUACAGGACCAUUUUCGCAGAUGAUGAGAGGGAGAGCCGAUUGCCCCAGGACGACGAGAGGCCUGCAGAUGAGUAUGACCAGCCCUGGGAGUGGAAGAAGGAAAACAUCUCCAAGGCAUUAGCUGUACAAUUUGAUGGUGGUGAUUGGGAUCGCUCCACACUGCCCCACACGGACCAGCACAGGAGAAGAACCAGUCCUCCUUCCAGCAAGGCCACCAGUUUACGCAAACCCAGUGACCUCCACGCCAUCUUGGGGGAGAGGGUAGACCCUGAAUUUCCUUUGGAGCAACAAGUGUGGUACCACGGCGCACUGACGCGAUCUGAAGCUGAGAGUCUUCUGACACUGUGUAAAGAAUGCAGUUACCUGGUGAGGAACAGUCAGACAAGCAGAAACGACUACUCUCUCUCUCUCAGGAGCUGUCACGGCUUCAUGCAUAUGAAGUUCUCUCAGUCUCGCGAUGGGAAGUACAUCCUCGGUGAGAACAGCCCUCCCUUCGACACGAUUCCAGAGGUCAUCCACUACUACACCACACACAAGUUGCCCAUUCGGGGUGCAGAACACCUCUCCCUGCUAUUUCCAGUGGUGGUCCAGACACUCUAAGAAAAUGCACAGCUACACACUGGCCCACUCUCCCACACACACACACACACACACACACACACACAGGCCUGGAGUUUAUGUAGCUUAGGGCACACACACACACACACACACACACACAGAGGCCUGGACUUCUUUGAGCUUAGGGCACACACACUCACGUUUUUUAUAUAUUUUUUAUAAUAUAUAUAAUAUAUGUGUGUGUAUAUGUAUAUAUAAAUAUACACACACAUACAUAGAUACAUACAUACAUGCAUACAUACACACACACACACACACUCAGGGUCUAAUCUUAGUCAGCUUGCAGUCAUGCUUUGUAUUUGCUAAAAUGUGUGGAUUUUGAUAAUGGCUACCAGUGGUCUUUUAUGUGUCGACUGAAACUACUCUGAGACACAAAAUUGGAGCGUCACUGAUCUGCAGGUUGGAUUUACAGAAAUAUUAAUGCGAGGGCUGAAAGAAUGCCGUAGGUUAUUUAAAUACGUUCAACACUACACUGUUAUUCAUGCUUCUAAUUCCCUUUAUGUGACUUACGCAAACUUGUUCUAGAACAACUUCCAUACGGUGCAUCGCUCACCUUUACUACUCUAUUAGAUUGUUUUCUGAGUGGCCACAACACUGUAAUCGUUUCCACAAUGAAAUUAUGGGAUCUUAUUUUUUGCUGUUCUUUAUUAGAAAAGCCUUUGCUGAAGUGACCCAUGGAUAUCAGCAUGUAGAUCUUUACACUAUACCUUUUUAUAUCUUUGCUAUGGGUAAAAAAAAAAAACAGAACCUGAAGGAUAACUAUUAGAGAUAGCAGUAAUUGGGGAUGCAUCAAUAUUAAUACUUGUACAUGUUAGCAAUCAAAUAGCAAGUGAUAUGUUUACUAAGGUUUUUUUAUUUUUUAUUUUUUUAUUAUUUAAAUAAAGUUGAAUGAAAAAAAGGUGCAUGAAAGUCACCAAGAAGAAUGUGUUGUUUUGAGCAAUAACCAACACAAUGUUCCGUAAAGCCCCUAAUAGCUAAUACUCAGUAAGUCACUCAUUUCAGGAUCAGUAUUGCUAUCAGUAAGUACAGAAAACAUGUCGAAAUUGUAUUGAUGCAUCUGUAAUUAUAUAAAAAAAAAGGUAUAGAAAUAAUGAUGAACCUUGGGCUAGUCGAGUUACUUAUAUAGUAAUAUAUAAAUGAGAGUAUUCCAUUUGUCUUUUGGAGAUUUUGCAUAAUGGGCUAAUAAGACUGUUAAAGGAAACCAGGCAACAGCUGUGGAACGCAAGGAAUGUCUUUUCCUGGCACACUGCUUCAUGUGCCGGAGGCAGUGACUCUAGGCGAGAGUUUAGAGGGAGGUGAAAAUUGGAAGCGAAAUCUUCACGUCUCCAGAGCUGAGAACCACACGUCCUCUGCGUGCCAAUACUCUCUAUUCUUUUUCACGAGAGAAAGGAAGCCACCAUUUCCACACCACUGUUCACAGCUAGAAAGUUCACACUUACACUGUUAGAAACUACUGAACACAUAAGCAACAAUAACACUUCCUUCAUUGUGAUCGUACGGUUUACUUUUUGGUUCUUUGUAAAUAGGAGCAAUAGACAUUUGUUUUUAAGUGAUGAGGCCGUGUGUAUGUACAAACACAUCAUUAUCACAUUCACCUUGUGUAUUCUACACUCCUCCUUAUCCGACACCUUUUCCCCCUUGGGUGAAACGAAGCUGUAUUUUUGUUUGUUUUUAAACAUUUGUUAUAUCUGAAGACUUUUUGAAGAGAUGAUUGAUACAUUUUUUUGUGAUAUGUUUUGUGUUAGUCAGUUCAGGCUGAAAAGUUUAAAGGAAAAAAAAAAGGUGGCCAUAAAAUUGUACUGUUGUAGAAAUUGAAUAUUUAUAGCUAUAACAUUUCACUGGUUUGAGAUGAUUUCCCAUUUUUCAAUCACAAAUUACACAAGUCCUCACACAAGCUGUGUAGUUAAAGGGGUAGAUUGAUGUUUUUACACCUAAUCUCUGUCUACUGCAUGUGUAGUUUGUGUGUCAUUAUUAUAGGGAAGCAUUGCAAGACACCUCUACGUUCUACAGAAAGCCAGUUCACUUUGUCCAAUGGCAGCCAUUGAACUCAAUUGAUAAAACUGUAUCAGGCAAAUUUUAAAUCAACAACCAUUACACUCUAAAGGCCAUAAAACUUCUUAUAAAUUUGUAUCUACCAUUUAUACAGUAAAAAAAUUAUUUCCGUUUGACACUUGAAUGAAAUGUUGUAUUGGAGAGAAAUCUUUGUGUAUUUUCCUUUCUUUGUAAAAUAAUCCAUACUUCUAAAAGAUAGAAUAUGAACUUGGCAUUGUUUAAAUUAUUGCCCUUAAUUGCACAUUACAAGUUUGCCUUCUGUUGUGCAUCGAAUGAUAUCGUAUGUCAUAUGGCAAUUGCACACAGGCUACAGAUGCAGUGAAAGAAGAUUAGGGUGUAAAAUGCUGGAGUCUCCCUGAGUUGAGUUAUUAAACCUAUGGCACACGCUGGCAUUAUCACCAGAUCUACUCUGUAGUAGAGUGUAAUAUGAGAGAACUACACUGUAGUUGUGCUUGAUUAUGAUGACUGACUACUUUUACUGACUUUCUGUACUUUUUGUUUCUUUUAAAUAAAAGCUGUUUUUAAUAAAGAAA